GAAAACACAUAAUAUUCAAGCAAUUUGUAGACUCUUCACCAUCAACACUGUAAAGAAAGGGUAUAAUAUGUGGCUUUCAGAAGUACAAAAAAUUGGAAUUGGUGUAACAAGUUUGGGGCUUCUAUUCAUGGUACUUGGCGUAAUAAUGCUGUUUGACGGCCCUCUACUAUCUCUUGGAAACAUCUUGUCUGUAUCAGGCGUAUUCAUGAUUAUAGGACCCUCGAAAUCAGCAAACUUUUUUAUAAGAAAAGAAAGAAUGCUGGGAAGCAUAAGUUUUGUUGGAGGAUUCCUCCUCACGAUCCUACGCUUUCCUGUUCUUGGUUUCUUCUUUGAAUGCCUCGGAUUCUUUAAUCUCUUCCGGGUGUUUUAUCCCAUCAUUAUUAGCUUUUUAAGGUCUUUGCCUUAUAUUGGACCUUUCGUGGAUCGUUUGACUUCUUACCAGCAAAGUCCUGUGUAAAGCGUGUCCUGUUUCUAAUGAUUAAAAGAUUACAGCAUAACAUACUCUCUUUAAGAUAAGUUUUUAAGUAAAUGAUUCGAAUGGAGAUUAGUCUCUUUCUUAACGUUACAACAAUCUCUUUAUAAUAAACUCUUAUUACUUUCUUUUCUUUUCUGCUUUUCAAACAAACUACUACGGUUGCAAUUUUGCAUGGAAUCAUAUUCAUUCAUAAAC
This is a messenger RNA of Schizosaccharomyces cryophilus OY26, 670 nucleotides long. RefSeq names its product transporter Got1. Gene Ontology annotation, cellular component: endoplasmic reticulum; COPII-coated ER to Golgi transport vesicle; Golgi cis cisterna. The record is from RefSeq and is a predicted model, not a curated record. NCBI's taxonomy places the organism in Eukaryota, Fungi, Ascomycota, Schizosaccharomycetes, Schizosaccharomycetales, Schizosaccharomycetaceae. Gene Ontology annotation, biological process: endoplasmic reticulum to Golgi vesicle-mediated transport; retrograde transport, endosome to Golgi. The coding region runs from base 68 to 457 and encodes 129 amino acids. The transcript has 4 exons.